Molecule: messenger RNA, 2056 nt
Organism: Mizuhopecten yessoensis (Yesso scallop)
Lineage: Eukaryota; Metazoa; Mollusca; Bivalvia; Pectinida; Pectinidae
Product: low affinity immunoglobulin epsilon Fc receptor-like
Exons: 4
Coding region: 114-875 (253 amino acids)
Molecular function (GO): signaling receptor activity
Source: RefSeq, a predicted model, not a curated record
GGCCUUGCAUAGCGUAUCACUAUCAUAGCAUCAGUCUUAUAAAACUUCGGAACUCUAGCACGGCGAUUCUCCUCGCAACAGCAAUUUAAUGUGAACACAUUGAGAUUGGAAAUAUGGCGGCGAUUAGGACGUCAAAACUUUGGCAGAAUGUUGCUCUACUUUUUCUGUUGGUAUGUUUAAUUGGACAAGCUCAGGGACAGGUCCUCACACCCACCCACAGGGAGGAGAAUGGAGAAGCCAGGAGGGAACAACACAUUCUAAUGAACAUACGCAAAGAGGUGACGGCCAUGGUGCAGAAGGUCCGUGAGGAAACAGUACUUCCCGCCAUAGCCAUGUAUAGCACACAGAUGUACGAAUUGUCCAAGAGUGUCGCCAACAUCUCUAACACAUUCACAAACCUAUCGGCACAGAUAGAGGACUUCCAAAAGGAAAUAAAUAACCGAAGUGUUGAGUUAACGUGUUCCGACGAAUCAUGGGUGUUGUUUGAUGAUCGUUGCUAUCAUUUUAGUACCUAUCAAAGUUCUUGGCAAGUAGCAAAGACAGCGUGUGGAAGAAUGGUCAAUGGUGGUAGAAUGGCUGAGGCGACAACGGAAGUAAUCAACGAUGUUCUCAAGAGGGAAGCCAGAACACGAGGCGACUCGUACUGGAUUGGAGGACAUGAUAUAAUUACGGAAGCUAGAUGGGAAUGGGACUCCACUGGCGCUAUAAUCGGGUACUACGACUGGGGGCCAGAUCAGCCCAACAAUGUCCGUCUAGGCCAGGACUGUCUGGAACUGCUGGCAAAGUUCCAGUGGAGAUGGAACGAUCGCGAGUGCGAGAACACAAAUCACUUCAUAUGUGAAACUGAAGCUCGGUACCGCAAAGUUAAUAAUUAACAUUUGUUAAGAGAUGCAUGUCCAAGACCUUGCCUCAUGUACAAACGCCAAAGAUAAGAUAGCUAUAUAUAUAUAUAUAUAUGUAUGUAUUUAUCCUUACCUUGCAAGAAUACGAGACAGACACCGAUCAUGAUCGGAUGUUUCCGUUUGUUUCCGUGAACAGUUUUCGGCAAUGGCUAUACAAAACACGUCAGGAUAUUGUUUGAAAUGAGGACUUCAUGGAUCUCAACUCCUAAAGGGAAAAGAAACAUUUUUUUCUACUCUAAAAGGAAUAAUUGAAUCUUCCCCAGUCUUGGAGGUGCUACUGAGAAAUCUCCAACCCGAGGGGUGAUUAUUUCGCGUCUAUCCCGGUGCUCUGUCGAGAACAACCAAAUAAACACCCCAAUGGGUUAAGAUUUCUUUAUUACAUUCCCAUGGUAGGGAUUAUUCUUUUUCUUCUAUCAUUCCAAUACUUUUGUAGAAACAAUAUUUUUUAUAAAACUGUGAACUGUAAUUAUGUUUUAUCAUGAUUCGCAUAUGACGUCUCCCGUCGAGAGCUGAUUGUGACGUCAUAUCUGAUGUUAUAAUAUUAUUUCUUUUGGGUUCAUAUCUGCCAACCCCAGGGCCGGGGCUGAUGGAAGAAUCAUGAACAGAUAAAACGGGAGAUAAUUCUGUAAAUGAUUGGAGAAGGCAGGUAGGCCGCUGGUCGGCCUUUUUUUCUAUCGGAUAUGAUUUUACCGACUGUUAAUUAUAUAAACGGCACCUGUCAAAAGUAUCUCGCCGUGUAAACCUGUAACACUGUUGAAGUAGUUUUCACCUUAGACUUUGCUACACACAAACAGUAUUAGAGUUAUAACGCCCAUAUUGCGAUGGCUAUACAUACCUGUACAUGUUAUCAUAUAUACAUAUAUACUUGGCAUGCUUUAUUGGAAAUCGUCGUGAAAGCAUACAUGUGGUGAAGGACAAAAAUAAUUGUAGAUUUGUAAAAUGCUUUAACUUGUACAUGUUUCGUCAACACCCCGAUUGCACGAGAAUCUCACACUAGUCGCAAUUCCUAAUCAUUUAGUGGACUUGUUGACAAAUUGAGAACUUCAGGGUAUUUUAAGUUUCAGCAUAUUUAUAAAUAUAUAUAUGUAUACGCACAUCUUGGAACAGUUUAUAUCGAAUAAACAUGCAGGUUUCUUGUAAUGGAAACUGUAACA